Messenger RNA from Westerdykella ornata, 537 nucleotides. RefSeq lists its product as uncharacterized. The coding region runs from base 1 to 537 and encodes 178 amino acids. The record is from RefSeq and is a predicted model, not a curated record. The transcript has 2 exons. Lineage: Eukaryota; Fungi; Ascomycota; Dothideomycetes; Pleosporales; Sporormiaceae.
AUGCAGGGCCAGGGUCGGCCAUUAUUGGCCUCUUGCGUCGGAGCUAUUCAUCAGAACAUUGAAGACCAUGUUGUCGGGAUGCAGGCAUGCUGCAAAAGGGUUCGGCAAGCCGUGUGGGCUUGGCCAGCAAUGGGAGCAGGGAGCAGGGAGCAGGCAAUCUACGAACAGAGAGAGGCGCCUACGGAGUACACAUCUCGCCAUUUCCUCCUCCUUUGGCGCCUGCCUUCUCGAGACACCAAGAAGAAAAGAGGAACUACUCCGAACCCUCCUCCCUUCGCUCUCAAGUCCCGUCUACACAGUAUUUCCAAUUCGUUCAGCGCUGGCGCCGCCGCACCUCAUCACCACUCCUCCCGAGACCCCCCCACCUCGAUUCAGCGACCGCGUCCUCCUUCUCGCAACCCACUGCGCCGGAAUCGUCCUCCUGGUCCUUCACCUCCAGGGCUUCCUCCAUUGGCUGGCUUAUCCCUACGCCGUGCUCUUGUCGAGCCCUCAGGCGCGUCAUCGCCCGCUGCCUUCGACCAGCACAAGUCCAACUAG